This is a messenger RNA of Rotaria sp. Silwood2, 651 nucleotides long. Lineage: Eukaryota; Metazoa; Rotifera; Eurotatoria; Philodinida; Philodinidae. The record is from the annotation of a GenBank genome assembly.
AUGGCCACCACACCUAUAACACAAGAAAAAGUUCAUAAAGCUAAAAUGUCUAUUGAGAAUUUUUAUGCAAAUUUAAUUAAUCAAUAUGAAGAAAGAGAAGAAAGAUAUCGUCGACUAGAAGAAAUGAUGAAUGCUGAAGGUUUAUCUGAUCAAGAAAAACUUGAAAAACGUCAUUUACAUGCAGCAAAAGAAACCGAAUAUUUACGUUUAAAACGUGUUAAAAUGAGUGCCGAUGAUUUCGAACCAUUAAAAGUUAUUGGACGUGGUGCUUUUGGAGAAGUUCGUCUGGUACAAAAACGUGAUACAGGGCAUAUAUAUGCAAUGAAAAUUUUACGCAAAGAAGAUAUGUUAUUACGUGAACAAGUAGCACAUGUACGUGCUGAACGAGAUGUACUUGUUGAAGCUGAUCAUACAUGGACCGUUAAAAUGUUCUAUUCAUUUCAAGAUACAAGAAAUUUAUAUUUAAUUAUGGAAUUUCUUCCUGGUGGUGAUCUGAUGACAUUAUUAAUUCAAAAAGAAACUUUUAGUGAAGAAAUGGCACAAUUUUAUGUUACAGAAACAGCAGAGGCCAUUGAAUCUAUUCAUCGACUGGGAUUUAUUCAUAGAGACAUUAAACCAGAUAAUGUUUUACUCGAUGCCAAAGUAAGUUGA